AUGGCCGCCCCUCAGGACCUGGACAUCGCUGUGUGGCUGGCCACCGUGCACCUGGAGCAGUAUGCAGACACCUUUCGGCAGCAUGGCUUGGCUACGGCGGGUGCAGCCCGGGGCCUGGGCCACGAGCAGCUGAGGCAGUUGGGCAUCAGCGCCACAGGGCACCGGAAACGCAUUCUGCGCCUGCUGCAGGGCAGUGCUGCAGAGGGCUUCCUGGAUCUCCAAUCGGAUAGUGCCAUGGAGCCGUCUCCCAGCCCAGACUCUGAAUCCCAGUCCUUCAAACCUGUGCCCAAGCCCAGGACGGUGUUUGGUGGGCUCAGUGGCCCUGCCACCACCCAGAGGCCUGGGUUGAGCCCAGCCCUCUGGAGAUCAGAUGUAUCCAGGAGCCCGGAAACCAGCCCAAGGCUCCUCACCUCCCCCUCUGAACAGCCAUCAGCCGUGAAUACCAUGGAGAUGAUGCCCAAUGCCCUCUACUUCGGCCUGGACUUAAGAGGCGGGGCACAGGCAGCUCAGGAAAAGGCCUCAGACACUUCCCAGACAGCUGCCCCCACCCCUGCCCUCAGACCCACAACGGGCACAGUGCACAUCAUGGACCCUGGUUGCCUGUACUAUGGUGUCCAGCCUGUGGGGGUCUCAGGGGCCCCCGACAGAAGAGAGAGCAGAGGUAUCUGUCAGGACAGGGCUGAUCACAGGCAAGAUCUGGAGGCACGGGAGGAUGCAGGCUAUGCCAGCCUUGAACUGCCUGGGGACUCCACUCUCUCACUGCCCACUCCAGACACAGAAACCAGUGAUGACCUCAUCUCACCCUAUGCCAGCUUCUCCUCCACAGCUGACCGUCCCACACCGCUGCUCAGUGGCUGGCUAGACAAGCUCUCCCCUCAAGGAAACUAUGUGUUUCAGCGGCGUUUUGUGCAAUUCAAUGGGAGGAGUCUUAUGUACUUUGGCAGUGACAAGGAUCCCUUCCCCAAGGGCGUGAUCCUUCUGACUGCCAUUGAGAUGACCCGCAGCAGCAAGGACAACAAGUUUCAGGUCAUCACCAGCCAGAGGGUGUUUGUGUUUCGCACGGAAAGCGAGGCUCAGCGGGACAUGUGGUGCUCCACACUGCAGUCCUGCCUGAAGGAGCAGCGCCUCCUGGGCCAUCCCCGGGCCCCGCAGCCACCCCGACCCCUCCGCACAGGCUUGUUAGAGCUGCGUGGACACAAGGCCAAGGUGUUUGCUGCCUUGAGCCCUGGAGAGCUGGCACUGUACAAGAGUGAGCAGGCCUUCUCCCUGGGCAUCGGAAUAUGUUUCAUUGAACUGCAAGGCUGCAGCGUCCGGGAGACCAAGAGUCGCAGCUUUGACCUACUCACGCCCCAUCGCUGCUUCAGCUUCACAGCCGAGUCUGGGGGGGCUCGGCAGAGCUGGGCGGCCGCUCUGCAGGAAGCAGUAACUGAGACCCUGUCUGACUACGAGGUGGCUGAGAAAAUCUGGUCCAAUCGGGCAAACCGGCACUGUGCAGACUGUGGGGUCUCCCGGCCCGACUGGGCCGCUGUCAACCUGGGAGUGGUCAUCUGCAAGCAGUGUGCAGGUCAGCACCGGGCCCUGGGUUCUGGCAUCUCCAAGGUACAGAGCCUGAAACUGGACACAAGUGUUUGGACUAAUGAGAUAGUGCAGUUGUUCAUUGUUUUGGGAAAUGAUCGUGCCAAUCGAUUCUGGGCAGGGGCAUUACCUCCAGGAGAGGGACUGCAUCCAGAUACAGCCCCUGGUCCUCGGGGAGAGUUCAUCUCCCGGAAGUACAGGCUGGGUCUCUUCCGGAAGCCCCACCCUCAGUACCCAGAUCAUAGCCAGCUUCUCCAGGCACUGUGUGCAGCUGUAGCUGGUCCCAACCUGCUGAAGAACAUGACCCAGAUCCUGUGUGUUGAGGCCUCUGAGGGUGAGGAGCCCUGCUCCCCCUCAGCCUUCGAUGGGACUUCCCCUGGUCUCCUGGCCCCAGACCCCUGCCCUGGCGUGUACAAUGAGGUGGUAGUACCUGCCACUUACAGCAGUUUUCUGUACUGUGGUCCCAUCAGCAACAAAGCUGGACCCCCACCCUCUCGAAGGGGCCGGGAUGCUCCCUCCCGACUGUGGUGUGUGCUGGGAGCAGCUCUGGAGAUGUUUGUGUCAGAAAGCAGCUCUGAACCCAUCAACCUCAUCCAACCCCAGGAUGUUGUAUGUCUGGGGGUGAGCCCUCCACCUACUGACCCCAGUGACCUUGACAGGUUCCCCUUUUCCUUUGAGCUCAUUCUCACUGGGGGGAGGAUCCAGCAUUUUGGCACAGAUGGAGCUGACAGUCUGGAAGCCUGGACCAGCGCUGUGGGCAAGUGGUUCUCACCGCUGAGCUGUCACCAGCUGUUGGGCCCUGGGCUGCUGCGCCUGGGCCGCCUGUGGCUGCGGUCCCCCUCCCACACAGCCCUGGCCUCCGGCCUCUGGCUAUCAGGGUUCGGCCUUCUUCGUGGUGACCAUCUCUUCCUGUGUCCAGCGCCGGGCCCUGGCACCCCAGCCCCUGAGGACAUGGUGCAUCUGCGGCGGCUACAGGAGAUCAGUGUUGUCCCUGCAGCUGACACCCCUGACAAGAAGGAGCAUUUGGUUCUAGUAGAGACAGGAAGGACCCUGUAUCUGCAGGGGGAGGGCCGGCUGGACUUCUCAGCAUGGAACACAGCCAUUGGGGGUGCUGCCGGAGGGGGUGGCACAGGGCUACAGGAGCAGCAGAUGAGCAGAGGUGACAUCCCCAUCAUUGUGGACGCCUGCAUCAGUUUUGUCACUCAACAUGGGCUCCGGCUGGAAGGCGUGUAUCGGAAAGGGGGUGCCCGUGCCCGCAGUCUGAGACUCCUGGAAGAGUUCCGGCGGGAUGCCAGAUCAGUGAAGCUCAGACCAGGGGAGCACUUUGUGGAGGAUGUCACCGACACACUCAAACGCUUCUUCCGAGAACUGGAUGACCCUGUGACCUCUGCACGGUUGCUGCCUCGCUGGAGGGAGGCUGCUGAGCAGCUCCUGAAGAAUCAGCGCCUGGAGAAAUACAAAGAAGUAAUUGGCUGCCUUCCUCGGGUCAACCGCCGCACACUGGCCACCCUCAUUGGGCAUCUCUACCGGGUGCAGAAGUGUGCAGCUCUAAACCAUAUGUGCACGAGGAACUUGGCCCUGUUGUUCGCACCCAGUGUGUUCCAGACAGAUGGGCGGGGGGAGCACGAGGUGCGGGUGCUGCAGGAUCUCAUCGACAACUACAUCUCUGUCUUUGACAUCGACUCUGACCAGGUAGCGCAGAUUGACUUGGAGGUCAGUCUUAUCACCACCUGGAAGGAUGUGCAGCUGUCCCAGGCUGGAGACAUUAUCAUGGAGGUUUAUAUAGAGCAGCAACUGCCAGACAACUGUGUCACCCUGAAGGUGUCCCCAACACUGACUGCUGAAGAGCUGACUAACCAGGUAUUGGAUAUGAGGGGCACAGCAGCUGGAACAGACUUGUGGGUGACUUUUGAGAUCAGAGAGCAUGGGGAGCUUGAGCGACCACUGCACCCCAAGGAAAGGGUCCUAGAGCAGGCUUUACAAUGGUGCCACCUUCCAGAGCCUGGCUCAGCUUCCUUGCUCUUGAGAAAAGUCUCCCUAUCUCAGGCCAGCUGCCUCUUCACAGGUAUCCCUCGUGAGAGCCCAAGGGUAGGGCUGUUACGGUGUCGGGAGGAGCUGCCCCGUUUGCUAGGAAACCGUUUCCAAGAAAGGUUCUUUCUGCUGCGUGGACGCUGUCUGCUGCUACUUAAGGAGAAGAAGAGCUCUAAACCAGAACGGGAAUGGCCUUUGGAAGGUGCCAAAGUCUACCUGGGAAUCCGCAAGAAGUUAAAGCCUCCAACACCGUGGGGCUUCACGUUAAUACUGGAGAAGAUGCAUCUCUACCUGUCCUGCACUGAUGAAGAUGAGAUGUGGGACUGGGCCACCAGCAUCCUUAAAGCCCAGCAUGAUGACCAACAGCCAGUGGUCCUACGACGCCGGUCCUCCUCUGACCUUGCCCGUCAAAAGUUUGGCACCAUGCCUUUGCUGCCCAUUCGUGGAGAUGACAGUGGCGCCACUCUCCUCUCUGCAAAUCAGACGCUGCGGCGACUUCACAACCGGAGGACACUGUCCAUGUUCUUUCCAAUGAAGUCAUCCCAGGGGUCUGUGGAGGAACAAGAGGAAUUGGAGGAGCCUGUGUAUGAAGAGCCAGUAUAUGAGGAAGUGGGGGCCUUCCCUGAGCUGACUGAGGACACCCCUACCUCCUCUGCCACCAUGCGAGAGGAAACAGCCAAACCAAAGAUCCCUUUUGCCAGCCAGAUGUCCUUGGAUCAAUCUUUUCUCUCCAAGGCAAGAACCCUGGGCCAGGAGGAAAGGCCCCCUGAGCCCCCACCUGGCCCCCCUUCAAAGAGUAGUCCCCAGGCACAUGGGACCUUGGAGGACCAGCUGCUCCAAGAGCUCAACAGCCUCAUCCUGAGAAAGGGGGAAACAACCACAGGCCUGGGCAUCUCUUCCCAGCCUUCCAGCCCCCAGGCCCCAAGCCCCAAGAACCUUCCAACGCAGAUAUCUGGCUUCCCCACCCAACCACCCUGCACUUCCGGUUCACCCUCCAGUCAGCCCCUCACAUGACUCUGGGACUGGCAGUCUGAGUGGGUUGGUAAUCCAAAGAUCCAAGCUGUCACCAUGGCCGACACUACUGGGGACUUUCUUGGCUCUGGCUGAAAUGAUCUCAGAAUCCAAGUGGUGCUAAAAGAGCACAAGACUGAGGACUUCAGAUACUAUGUCCUACUCAGAGAGGGCAGGUCAUGGUACUCUCUGGGCCUCAGCUUGUACUCAGAGGUAACCAAGAUAAGGAGAGCAGUGAAUGUCAAACUGUUUCUCUCACCUUUUAGGCCUACAUAUUUUCCUUCAACAAGACAACCUCUGCUUUACAUAUAUGGUAUGUAGGGGUUCUGUGAGAGGUUUGGGUUUUUAAAAAUUUGUUUUAUGCAUCAAACAAAGAAAAAGAUAUGAAAAAAAGAAAUAUGAAUGAUCUCCAAGUCUGCUGUACCCCACAUCCUACAUUCAGCAACUGCAUUGAAGCCCUAGAGUGGGGAGGUUGUUUUUUUUUGGAGG
This is a messenger RNA of Condylura cristata (star-nosed mole), 5106 nucleotides long. It is a transcript of the gene ARAP3, whose product is annotated as ArfGAP with RhoGAP domain, ankyrin repeat and PH domain 3. The transcript has 32 exons. The record is from RefSeq and is a predicted model, not a curated record. Gene Ontology annotation, molecular function: GTPase activator activity; phosphatidylinositol-3,4,5-trisphosphate binding; protein binding. Lineage: Eukaryota; Metazoa; Chordata; Mammalia; Eulipotyphla; Talpidae. Bases 1 to 4620 code for a protein of 1539 amino acids. Gene Ontology annotation, biological process: positive regulation of GTPase activity; signal transduction. Gene Ontology annotation, cellular component: ruffle.